AUGGGUGACGAGGAUGAGCUGAAUGGAGACAAAAGCAGCAGUGAAGAGGACAUCUUCAUUGCGGUGCAUGGCACGGUUGAUCUUGACUCAGCUUCAGAUGAUUCUGAAUCCAAUGAACCUGCACCACGCCGUAACAUUUGUGACUUGAUAGGCCAUUAUCUGUUAGAUUACCCGUCGCCAGACAGUCCAGUAAGACUUACCAAUGGUAAUGUUAAUGCUGCAAAUGCUCAAGCUGCUGCUGAGAUGCUGGAGCGAGCCAACUAUACGGACAAGCCGGACACGCCCAAGUUCCUGCCGGCGGCCAAGCGCGUGCGUGCACAGCUGCAAGAUGUAUGUGGAUUCCUGUCGGCGUUAGCGGUGGCGUCGGACUACAAGGCUGGAGAAGAGAUUAUUGACGAAAAGAAAUUUGCCGACUGUGCCGAGUUCUUUCUUCAGGAGAUGUUUGAACUGGGUAGACGAUACAAGAUUAUGAACCCAGAGAAAAUGCGCGGUGAGUACGGCAAGCUCAUGUACUUGUUGCAGGACGCUGUAAGUCCGGAGUUGCAGGAACUGUUAGGAUUCUCUUGCCUGCAGAAAAUUCGCACUGUGCACGAUGUGGCGGAAGCUGGUGGUGCUUUGGAUAUGUUACGCGAUUCUCGCAUUCAGACUGCAACGAGGGUGGUUGCUCCUGAGGACAAAUCACGCUCUCAGAUUCAGCGCCAGAUAAAGCAGAAGGAGCAGGCAUUCAAGCUUUGA
Molecule: messenger RNA, 735 nt
Organism: Peronospora farinosa
Lineage: Eukaryota; Oomycota; Peronosporomycetes; Peronosporales; Peronosporaceae
Source: the annotation of a GenBank genome assembly